This is a messenger RNA of Mercenaria mercenaria, 1717 nucleotides long. RefSeq lists its product as uncharacterized. Lineage: Eukaryota; Metazoa; Mollusca; Bivalvia; Venerida; Veneridae. The transcript has 3 exons. The coding region runs from base 176 to 616 and encodes 146 amino acids. Gene Ontology annotation, biological process: regulation of synaptic transmission, cholinergic; positive regulation of voltage-gated potassium channel activity; sleep. The record is from RefSeq and is a predicted model, not a curated record.
GAGGUAUCGAAGAUCUCUUCGCGCUCUCCCUCAGCAGACAUGGACACAUCUUUCCGCUUUGGAACAAAAUUAAGACUUACAUGAAAUGUCUAUUUCGAAAGCUUUUUGUUUUAAGAAUAAUUUAGUAAAUAAAUGCGAAGGUAAAAUUAGAUGAUAAUUAGAAUUCUUAAACAAAAUGAAGUGCCAAUUAGAAGCUGCGUUCGUUCUUUUUGGACUCGUGUUAGUUGCUCAACAUCAAGUGAAUGGCCUCAGGUGUUACAAAUGUUCGAGCCUCUUGGACUCCAACUGUCACAAUGACUGGGACCUGACGGCGUCUGAAGCUGCUAAAUACGAAGUAGAAUGCGGCCCGUCUGCAAAAGCCUGUCAUAAAAUCGUCGGAGAGAUACAAGGUUCUGGGGUACAGCACGUGUACAGACAGUGUUGGAACCAGUCAGUCACGGAAGAGUAUGUAAAAACCGGAUGUGUCGAGGAUGAGAUUCGUGGAAGUUUCGUCUGCCGCUGCACGGCAGACAUCUGCAAUGGGCAACACCGCUUAUUUCCUAAUGGUUACAUUUAUGUUGCUCUUCUCUCGUUUGCAGAACUUUUCAGACAAUUAUAUCAUGUUAGGAUGUUUUGAAGUUUAUCUUUCUCUCUUACGGAUUUACAUUUUAUGAAAAUAAGUGCACCUGUAAUUUUUUCUCUUGCAUUGCUGUCUUGAAGAAUGUCGUCUGACAUCUGCAAUGAACAAUAUGUCGUGCUUUAUUGCUUGUUACGUGUUCUGUCGCUUGCUUUUCGGACAGUUUUAUUCCUUGAUGAUCUAUUGGAUUAUUUCUCUGUGUGUCAUGACGCCGAUGAUUAUGACGUGUCGCUGAUGAAGACGAACAAUAUCAUCAUGCUAUUCUCGUUGUCUGUCUGACGUCUGCAAUGGGCACCGGCGAAACAAACUUUAUAAGCUAGGAAUAUUAAUACAGAAUUUUUAAAGUAUUCAGUUUGAUAUGAUAUCUAGUUUUAGUAAUUUUUUCUCUCCUUGGUGUGUGGAAGAUUUUAAACUUCACGCAGAUGUCGUCAGUUAUUGCACGUCUGACGUCUACACCUGUGUAUGUCCCAUUGAUGCCUGCUUUCUACAUUUACAAAAUAUAUAGCACUAUGUUGAUACUUGAAACAAUUUUACUGAGAUUUUCUCAUCGUUUCAAUUUUAUCAGACAUUCCUUUUCCGAAAGUGUGGAAGAUGAAAAACAACGGAAAUGCCGUCUACUUUUGCACAUCUGACAUAUACAAAGUUCUUCUACCGUAGACAGUUAUAUAUUGUAUGAAGAUAUCUUACUUAAAAAAAGAAAGAAAAGAAACAAGAGUACCACAGUAUAUAUCAGAUUUUUCGAGGACAUAGGUGUCGUCUGCUGUUGUACAUCAAACUAUAUGUGAGACUGUUUUUACAUUAAACCUUCAUGAAAUCACUCAAACUGAAAAUGUACAUUUUUUUGACAGAAAUCACAUUGACAACGAAAUUUAAAGGCACUAUAUGUUUAUAUAAAUCGCACGUUUUAAAUCUUUUGUUCAUUAUUUCAUAUCCAUGAUACAAUCAUUCCGAAUUUGUACUAUUUUAAAGACCUUAUGAUCACAGCAUGGUUGCAACAUACAAGCUUCCGGGAAGACAUGUGGCAAUUUUGACAUUUUUUGUAAUACAAAUGUUUAAAGAUAUCGGUAUUUUGCUCAACUAUUUGAUUUAUAUUAAUUAAAU